AUGACCUGCAACUACGGCAACUACAAGUCAAGCAGCGCCGUGGCUAGGAAGCCGCUGCCCCUGACGAUACUCAUCAUCGGCGGCAACCGCGGUAUCGGCCUGGCGUUUGUGCGACAGUACGUCGCUCUCGGGUUCAACGUCUACACCACCUACCGCAAGUGCUCCGAGUCCGAGGCCCUUGAGCUCUUUGCGUUGGAGGCCAAAAACCCCAACAAUCUCAAGGUCAUGACGCUUGACCUUGCGGACGAGAACUCGAUCAACCAGGCUGCCGAGGACUUUGACGGGAAGCAGCUGGACGUGCUGAUCAACUGCGGUGCCGUCUGCGAGAUCAACCGCCCAGCCCUGGAGACGACAGCCGACGAGCUCAUGUCGCGCUUCCGCAUCAACUGCGUGGGCCCGUUCCUGACGACGAGGGCCUUCCUCCCGCACCUGAAGCGCAGCAAGCUCCCAGGCGGCGACCGCUCGCCGCUCGUGGUCAACAUGACGUCCGAGAUGGCGUCCCUGACCGAAAACCGGCCCGGCACGUGCCUGUCGUACCGCGCCUCCAAGGCCGCGCUCAACAUGACCACGGUGACGCUGGCGCGCGAGCUCGAGGACCAGGGCAUCGCGUGCGUGGCCUUGAGCCCCGGCAGGUGCGUCACCAAGAUGGCAAAGUGGAGGGGCCUCAUGGACCCGGCCGAGAGCGUCGAGGUCAUGGUCGGCGUCAUCGACUCGCUGCGGUUCGACGACAGUGCAAAGUUUCUCAACUUUGAUGGGAGGCCUAUUGCUUGGUGA
Molecule: messenger RNA, 774 nt
Organism: Pyricularia pennisetigena
Lineage: Eukaryota; Fungi; Ascomycota; Sordariomycetes; Magnaporthales; Pyriculariaceae
Exons: 3
Coding region: 1-774 (257 amino acids)
Source: RefSeq, a predicted model, not a curated record